Messenger RNA from Rhizoctonia solani, 4401 nucleotides. Its product is annotated as Retrotransposable element Tf2 protein. Gene Ontology annotation, biological process: DNA integration. Gene Ontology annotation, molecular function: zinc ion binding; nucleic acid binding. Lineage: Eukaryota; Fungi; Basidiomycota; Agaricomycetes; Cantharellales; Ceratobasidiaceae. The coding region runs from base 1 to 4401 and encodes 1466 amino acids. The record is from RefSeq and is a predicted model, not a curated record. The transcript has 5 exons.
AUGGAACCAGAGCCGUCCCCUGCCGCUCUCCUCGAGGCUAUCACAGCCCUCACAGCCACAGUCGGGUCCCUGCAGGACCAAAUCCGUGCCCAAAGCCAGCAAAUCACCAAGCUUAGGGCCAUAUGCAAGGAAACAGCGGACCUCCUUGGGGAUAAAGAUCAAGGAGCCCCCCAAACCAAGCCUGGCCCAUCGACUGGGCCUAUCACCCCUCCUACACAUACAGGAGGGGAAGUCCACACUCCAGGCACGGUUAGGCCUGGACUCAAGGCCCCGUUCCGCCCCUCUAGAGGAACGGGUUAUGACUCUGAAGAAGAAGAAGAACCCAGGAGAGUCCCAAAGAAGGAGCCUCGCGGAACGCCAAGGAGCCUAAGCUCUCUUACUCCCUUUGAUUCAGGGUCCAGCAUCAAGCGGCCCAAGAUGGAUCUCCCUGACCCAUACAAGGGGGAUUCCAGGGGGAGAAAGGCAACCCAGUGGCUAGAUUGCAUGCUACUUUGGGUUGCGCUUCAUCAAGACCAAUUCAAUGAAGAAGAGCAGAUGGUCGUGUGGAUAUUAUACCACAUGACAGACAAGGCGGCCGACUGGGCACUCCCCCUCAUUGGGGCUAUUAUCAAGGAGGCCUUUGACAACCCCGAUGCCAAAAGAGCUGCUGCCAGAAAAAUUGCGGCUCUCUCCCAAACUACCACAACCUCCAAGUAUGUCACGGAGUUCUGCAACCUCAUGGCGGAAUUAGACUGGAACAAAGAGGCCUAUAUUGCACAGUUCACGCAAGGCCUCCACUGGAAAGUCAAGGAACUGCUAUCAACCAAGGAUAGUGUUCCCGAUGAACUUGAGGCAAUUUUUGCGGCCUCUAUUAAAAUUGACAACAUCCGCCGCAAAAAUGAGGAGAAUCGCCCAAAAAAGGCACCAGCCAAGUCCCCGGCCACCGUGGCCACCUCCACUACCACCACCAGGGUCCGCCUAUCCAAGGAUCCCAACUACGUCACCCCAGAGGAAAGGGACCGCCGCCGCGCGUCUGGCCUUUGCGUCAAGUGCGGCCAAAAAGGGCAUGGCAUCAAACAAUGCCCUAAUGGUUGGAAAGCCACAAUCAAGGAAGUGGCCAAGCCCCUGGCCCCUAAAUUAGAUGUGCAUGUAUUGGAUUGCAAAUUUGUAUCUUUGGCUCUAGACUCGAAUAAAAAGCCUCUCUUAUUUAUCAAUCUCAAACUGCACAACUUCCCAACGGAACCUCUUAAAACUCUCAUUGACUCAGGAGCCACAUUGAACUUCAUCUCCCCCUCGAUCGUGGAAAAAUAUAAAAUACCAAAAACCCAGCUUGAAAAUCCACGAGUUGUGAGAAUGUUAGAUGGUACCAUAUCCCAGACUGGUUGCAUUUGGCACCAGGUUCAACUUGCGGUCUCGGCCAAUGGCCACUCCCACACUAUUCCUUUCCUUGUUUGCCCCAUAGGCAACACACCGGCUAUUCUAGGCAUGACAUGGUUAACAGCAGAAGCUCCUUUGAUUGAUUGGCAACCGGGACUAGUCACCUUCCCUGAGCAAGUUCAAAUUGCCUCCGAAGAAGAAGCGGACUCAGACCCUUUAGCAGAUCUCCCCCCUCAAUACCAUGAGUUUGCUAAAGUCUUUGGCAAAGAAGAAUUUAAGGUCCUCCCUCCACAUAGGGAGUAUGACAUCUCUAUAGACCUUGUCCCGGACGCCAAACUGACCCCUGGCCCUAUAUACGGCAUGACGGAUGCAGAAUCUAAGGCGUUGAAACAACACAUUGACAAGGAAUUGGCCACAGGAAAGAUCCAACCCAGUACUUCCUCCGCAGGCGCCCCGGUUAUGUUCAUCAAAAAGGCAGAUGGCUCUCUCAGAUUGGUAGUCAACUAUAGGAAGUUGAAUGAUGUCACACAUAAAAACGUCUACCCGCUUCCCAGGCAAGAUGACCUCAUGGCCAAAUUAAGGCAUGCCAAGAUGUUCACCAAACUGGAUCUACGCUGGGGUUAUAACAAUGUCCGGAUCAAGGAAGGGGACAAAUGGAAGACAGCUUUCAGAACAAAGUACGGGUUGUUUGAAUACCUGGUGAUGCCCUUUGGCCUUACCAACGCCCCGGCCGCAUUUCAACACUUUAUGAACAACCUGUUCAGGGAUCUGAUUGACGUCACAGUGGUGAUUUACCUGGAUGAUAUUCUCAUUUUCUCAGAAAGCCCAGAAGACCAUCCAACCCAUCUCUUUUGCAAACUGUCAAAAUGUCACUUCCACGUCACUACAGUCGAUUAUCUUGGCAUUGUUAUAUCCCCAUCAGGCUUCUCCAUGGAUCAGAAGAAGGUAGAGGCAGUUACAUCCUGGCCUCAACCCAGAACGGUCAAACAGGUCCAGGCUUUCUUAGGCUUUGUUAACUACCUCCAACGGUUCAUCCCCAAUUUCAGUUCAGUAGCACGCCCUCUGCACAAUCUUACCAGAAAGGAAACCCCCUGGUCAUGGGGCGACCUAGAAGAAGCAGCAUUUCAGGAGUUGAAGGCUCUUGUUACCAAGUCGCUGGUUCUCAUCCAUUCCAACCCAGGACUCCCCUAUUACCUUGAAACCAACGCCUCAGGGGUUGCAAUGGGAGCCAUUCUUAGUCAGCGGGGCUCAGAUAACCGACUACAUCCAAUUGCCUACAUGUCAAAAUCGUUCUUGGGGGCAGAAGCCAACUAUGACACCCAUGAUAAAGAACUUCUGGCUAUCAUCAAGGCAUUGGAAGAAUGGAGGAUUUUCCUAGAAGCAACGGAUAAACCAAUCCAGGUGUUCACGGAUCAUAGAAACCUGGAAUACUGGAUGCAGGCACAAACCUUUAACCGCAGACACGCGCGAUGGCGUAUCUUCCUGAGCGACUUCAAUUUUGAGAUCCACUAUUGCCCAGGAAAGCAGUCAGGAAAACCAGAUGCCUUAUUUAGAUGGUCGGACUAUAUUGAUGCACCCCAGGAACCGGAAAUCAUGCUACCUGCCGAAGUCUUUGCCAACACUUCAGAAGAAGAACUGGAAAUAGUCACGGAAGUACGCUCCAAAUUAAGGGAAGACCCCUCCCUUGAGCUGAUCAUACAGUUCUUGACAGAAGACGCGGACAAUGCACCUCCCUCCAUCCGGAAAGCCUAUCGAGACUAUGACUGGGAAGAGGAGCUAUUAUGGUACCGCGGAAAAUUAGUUGUCCCAGACUCGGAACCCCUCAAGGAACGGAUAUUGAAGGAAUUCCAUGACUCCCCGCUGGCAGGACACCCAGGACAGCAAAGGACGCUUGAACUUAUCAGCAGAUCCUAUUGGUGGCCCGGAAUGAAAUCCUCAGCCAAAGAAUGGGUCGAGUGUUGUCCGACUUGCCAAGCAAACCGCCGCGCCUGCGUACCUACCAUUGCGCUAAAACCCUUGGAAGUUCCCCCCUUCCCUUUCCACACAAUAUCCUACAAUUUCAUCACGGGAUUCCCCAAAUCUAAUGGGCACAAUGCAAUUCUGGUGGUAAUCGAUUCCUUCUCCAAGUUUGGUCAUUUUAUCCCAACCACAAAGAAGGUCACGGCCAAGGGACUAGCGGACCUAUUCAUUACCCACGUUUGGAAGUCACAUGGACUGCCGGUCAAAACAGUCUCAGACCGCGGGACAACGUUCACGGGGAAAUUCCUAAGAGCUCUAUACCAACGCCUUGGGAUCAAGCCCUCAUUCUCAUCGGCCUACCAUCCGGAGUCAGACGGUCAAACAGAAAGGGUCAAUCAAUUCAUUGAGUUCUACCUGAGAUCAUACGUAGCAGCAGACCAUUUGGACUGGGCCUCCUGGUUGCCGUUAGCGGAAUACGCGUACAACAACGCUAAACACUCCGCCACCGGGAAAACCCCGUUUGAGUUGGUUUAUGGAAGAAACCCGGUCAUGAAUCCUUCCAACGUCCCAGCAAACGUACCAGAAGCUGACAACGUGGCUGAUACCCUGGCACAGGAAUGGAAGGAAGCAGAAUCCGCCCUGAGAAUGACAAAAGAAAGGAUGGCAGGAAUCAAGGGAGUGACCCCGGAAUAUUCCAUCGGAGAAAAAGUUUGGCUAGACGCUAAAAAUGUGGAGAUACGUUCUAACUCCAACAAACUGGACCCGAGACGCCUAGGUCCCUUCAAAAUCACCAAAAAAUCUCCAGCCAUGCGGUUACUAUCCAAAGUCCACAAGUCCCCUUCCCAACCACUUCCGGAAUGCCCUCCUCCUGAAACAAUAGAAGGAGAGGAAGAAUACGAAGUAGAGCAAAUUAUUGACUCUAAAAGACAACGUGGAAAGUGGUUCUACCUGAUCAAAUGGAAAGGAUAUGGCCCAGAAGACAACUUGUGGGAACCAGAAGAACUGUUGGAACACAGCCAAAAAGAGAUCAAGCGCUUCAACCAAGCUAGACUCAGAAAGGCUUGUGACGCCGCCAAGAGCCUUUAA